AUGCCGGGCUGGCGCAGUGAGGCGGUGCAGUUGCAGCCGGGCCGGCUGAGCGCAGGGCAGAGCGCAGCGGGCAGGCGAGGGCCGUGCAGGGGCAGCUGGCGGGAGCGCAGGCACGGAGGGUGUGAGCGGCGGGCGCCGAGGGCAGCGGCUGCCGGAGCGGGGCCGGGCCGGGCCGGAGCCGGGCCCGGGGCCGCUGCCGCCCGCCGGCGCAGGGCGAGGCAGCGAAGGGCGCCGCUCGCAGGCAGCGCAUCCGCCCGGGGCCGGGCCGGGCCGGGCGGGCGUCCGGCUGCUGCUGCCGCCGUGCCCGGCUGCCCCCGCCCGCCCGCCCGCCGUGCCCGCGCUCCCCUCCCGGCCGCGCUCCGCUCGGGGCUCCGCCGGGGCCGGGCCGGGCCCGCUCCGCUGCCGGGACGCGGCUCCCCGGGGCUGCCCGCGCUGCCCAGCCGGGCCCGGGCCCUGCGGCACCUGCGGCCGCCCGGCAGAGCCUGCAGGGGCCGCAUCCUGCUGGGAACGCCCGCAUCCCCCGGGCCCCACUCACCCCGACGCCUUUCCCGCUGCUGCCGUGGCCGGGAUCCCGGCCCGCGGCUCCCGCUAUAA
Zonotrichia albicollis (white-throated sparrow) is the source of this 594-nucleotide messenger RNA. NCBI's taxonomy places the organism in Eukaryota, Metazoa, Chordata, Aves, Passeriformes, Passerellidae. The record is from RefSeq and is a predicted model, not a curated record.